AUGGCCAGCUACAAGGAACCGCAGGUCAACCGCCCUCAGAGCUCCCACAGACUCUCGGUGACCUCUACGCCCUCCUCCAAUACGCCAAUUCGUCAUGCUACAUCGAGAUACCACUCUCACUCGGUCUCUCUCGGGGCUGUCAAUCCGUCCCACCGAAUUACCAGACGCAAGAGCAUGAAUGCAAGUACAUUCAACAACGUCGCGGUCAUUGCAGCUGCACUCAAUGAUAUGGACGACAAGGGUUCCGCUCCCUCGAAACGCGGAAGCUUGAACUUGAAGACCGCUGCAAGUAGCCGAGGCGUCGAGUCUAGCAGAUAUGGUGGUUCUAGCGGUGACAGAUAUCCUCUGGGUGGGCUCGCAAGCAACAACGAGAAUGCCAAUGAAGAAGCAAUGGACGACGAAGGAUCCGUUAUCGAGGAUGACUUUCUACCAAGUGAGAAUGUGAGCACCGGAUCGAAAGCAAGAGCCAGGCGUGCAAGCGAAGGCUCAUACCUCACAAAGGGCGAGGGUAAAAGAUCAAGUGGUGAACUUAGAUGCGAGAAAUGUGGAAAGGGUUACAAGCAUAGCAGCUGUUUGACGAAGCACCUGUGGGAGCACACUCCUGAGUGGAUAUUAACAUCAAAGCUUCUUAUAUCCAAGCAUCAGCAAGUCCAAUUGCUUCAAGCUGCCUCGGUACUGGUUGGAAUGAACCAAGAGACAACAGCAGCCGAAGACACGACGAAGCCAUCAGAGAGCGACCACUCAUCUGCUUCUCCUGCCGCAUCGGGAUCCUCGGACGUAAGAGAAGAAGAAUACUAUAUUAGCUCAGCUGAGACCACGCCUCCUCCCAUGAACGAGCAUUACGCCAUGGUAGAGGAUGCAGACAGCAGUCGAAGCAAACGACAUAGCGGCAACAGCUCAUCAUUCUCGAGGUCUUACCAAUCUGCUCCGUCAUUCUCGCUGCCCGCUGGUAGCAAUUUAAGCCAAUACCACCAGCAACGAAGACCAUCUUCAUCUGGCGUUGCAUCUGCAGAGGUAGAUGAGGAAGAGGCGGGCUUGGUGGCUGCUGUUGAAUCCUUGUGCAGCUUUGGUACCUCAAGGAAUGGCUUUGUCCCAUUUCCUGAUGAUGUCCCGCCGGUGCCCCCUGUGCCCGCUAAGUACCGCGAAUAUAACGUCAACAGGCUAUCGGGCAAUUUGGGACAACUCCCCGAAUUAGCCUUGUCAGCCCCAUCCUAUCAAUCGCUCUCCAAUGAACAAGAUAUGAAGAAGGGGAACAGCCACAUUGUCCACGUUCACGAGGACUACGAUUACGAUGACCACUCCAUCUCUCACGGGCGAAGUGAUGAAGAGGACGAUGGGAUUUUCGGGGCAAUGGAGGGUGUAACUCACGAACGCCUUCCCCGUGCCUGA
This is a messenger RNA of Letharia columbiana, 1389 nucleotides long. RefSeq lists its product as uncharacterized. Lineage: Eukaryota; Fungi; Ascomycota; Lecanoromycetes; Lecanorales; Parmeliaceae. Bases 1 to 1389 code for a protein of 462 amino acids. The record is from RefSeq and is a predicted model, not a curated record. The transcript is spliced from 3 exons.